Pisolithus orientalis is the source of this 422-nucleotide messenger RNA. RefSeq lists its product as uncharacterized. The transcript has 3 exons. Gene Ontology annotation, biological process: mitochondrial electron transport, cytochrome c to oxygen. Lineage: Eukaryota; Fungi; Basidiomycota; Agaricomycetes; Boletales; Pisolithaceae. Bases 146 to 313 code for a protein of 55 amino acids. The record is from RefSeq and is a predicted model, not a curated record.
GCAAUGUCAAAAACUUGGCAGCAAGUUUGAGACAGAAGUGGGAUCACGUGGUGUGGUGUCACUACAUCCUUCCCACGGGGUAAUCCGAUACUCUCCUUCAGCCCAUUUGCCACUUCCACUAGCGUACUGUAUCAGCGCACCGACCAUGCUUGCACGUUCACCACAAAAUUUGCGUUCGCAACAUCUCCCUUUCCAGUUCCCGGGAAACAAACGCGCUGCUUUCGCGUUCAAGCUUUCGGCUUUCCUCAUAUCCGGCUUCAGCAUUCCGUUCUUGGCUGCUGCUUUCCAAUUGAAGAAAGCUGGAGCUGCUUAACCUCUUGAAGUUACAGUUGGGUUAUGUAGCCGUCUGGAAAUUUCACUUAUAUUCUGCCACACUGUGUCAAAGCUUCCAAGCUAAAAAAUAUAAAUGCGAAUAUUCUAAU